AUGCAAAAACAUAAAAUUUACGACACCAUAACAUUUUUAACCUUCACAAUAUGGCUUUUCACGAUAACGGCGGUUCAAGCUCAACAAACUAUGCAAUUGCUUAAUACAUUCGACGGAUACAUUAAUUCAACAAAUUCAUAUGUGACAUUUAUGUUUAAUGCGUCAGGGGUACCUGAUAGAACUGGUGGACUUUCAAGGAUAUUUGCUAUGGUCAAAAGGCAAGCUACUAGUCCUACUGCGACGAUCGGUUCAAGGCUUCCUGGAUCGAGUACAAUAAUUAGUUCAACGACCAGUAUAAUCAAUCAACCAACCCCACCACCAGUGAGUGGAUCGUCCAAGAAGAUAUAUAUUUCCAUAUCAAUUUGCAGAAUACCCAAAGGAUCUGCAAAUUAUCCGCCGAGAGCUUUUGUUUCUACAAACCCUUCACAAACCAGACCUGGUCCGAAUAUGAUUAAUACGCAAGAAAUAUUCAUUGAAAAUGGAUUUGCAAAUUAUACAAUUACUCUUCCAUAUACAUACAUUGGAAUACUUUAUCCAAAUAAAACUGGGUUAACAGGAGAUUAUUAUUAUUCAGUUGGUGCCUCGAUUUUAGAUUACAGACAUCCACUUCCAACUUCAGAUAUACAAUUAAUUCGAGAAGAUACUGAUAGCUCUUCGGCUUUAUUCAGAUUAAAUAAAUAUUUUGAUGUGGGCGUAAUUACGGCAUAUAUUGCGGAAAAAAGUCUUGUAGAAGGAUUAUCUCAUUCUGCAUGUGCAUUUAACAUGAGCACAUCCACUAACCUAAAUUUCCAAUAUAAUUACACUACGCAAAGGUCAUCACCUAAUAAUGUGUCAACUGUUUCAACGGUUUUUAUAUCCAAACUGAAUAAUGGUACAGAUUAUACCGCUUUAGUAGUAACUAAUAAUUCAAAUAUUUUACGAUUAUCAUCAAACCCACUACCUCUUAAAACUUUAUCUCAAAUCAAUUGCAGAUUAAUCAGUGGUCUCAGUUUUUGUGAUAAGGUGGCAUACUCAGUACCUGCAAACCCUAGUCUUGCUACUUCCGACAUUGCGAAUAUUUAUGACAAUCUUGCGAACGCUAGCUAUCAAAAUUUCAGUUUAGCAUUGGCUCAAUAUUCUUGUGAUUCUCAAUUUUCUUUGGUUAGAAAUUGUGAUGAUUGCAGAGUUGCUUAUAAAGAUUGGAUUUGUGCCGUGUCGAUUCCACGUUGUGGUGCCACAAAUUCAAAUUCUAUUAUUCCAAGACAAGUAAAUCAAAGUCGAAUUCCUGCUAUUGAUCAAGCUCUCUAUCCUGGUGCAUAUCAAGAAAUCCCUCCUUGUAUAAAUUUAUGUUAUAAUGUGACACAAUCUUGUCCACCAAUCUUGCAAUUCAAUUGUCCACCAAAUGGCACCUUUAAUUCUGUAUUAUCAUUAAGUUAUGGAAUGAUGUCAUCUGGUAUUAGCGUAAACAAUGAAAUUCUAUGUAAUCCAAUGGGUAGUGACUGGGUCAUAUCGAUGGCGAUACGAAAGAAUGAUAGGCCUAUAAGAUAUUGGACAUUGGGUUUGGCUUAUGCUAUUUUUGGAAUUAUAGUAUUUGGUUUUUCAUAG
Cetraspora pellucida is the source of this 1584-nucleotide messenger RNA. NCBI's taxonomy places the organism in Eukaryota, Fungi, Glomeromycota, Glomeromycetes, Diversisporales, Gigasporaceae. The record is from the annotation of a GenBank genome assembly.